AUGGAGCAGCUCGGGUACUCCAUGUGGCUCUUCUUGGCUCUCCUCCUCCCUCUCGUGCUUCUCAAGCUGAAGAAGCGUGACAACAAUGGCCUGAGGCUGCCGCCAGGCCCGUGGCAGCUACCGGUCAUCGGCAGCCUCCACCACCUCCUCCGCAGCCCCCUCGCCCACCGCGCCAUGGCCGACAUCGCGCGCCGGCUCGAUGCGCCCCUCAUCUACCUCAGGCUCGGGGAGGUCCCCGUGGUCGUCGCGUCAUCCCCGGACGCGGCUCGCGAGUUCAUGAAGACGCACGACGUCAACUUCGCCACGCGCCCGUGGAACUCCACGAUUAGGAUCAUGAUGGCCGACGGGGAAGGGCUGGUGUUCGCGCGCUACGGCGCCCUGUGGCGGCAGCUCCGCAAGAUCAGCAUCCUGGAGCUGCUGAGUGCCCGCCGCGUCCAGUCGUUCCGUCACGUCCGGGAGGAGGAGGUCGCCCGCGCUGUCGCCGCCAUCGCGGCGUCCCAGCCUGGCGAGGCCGUGAACGUCAGCGAGAGGAUCGCCGUGCUCAUCACGGACUCGGCGGUGCGCACCAUGAUGGGCGACCGGUUCGAGAGGCGGGAGGAGUUCCUUGAAAACCUCGCGGAGGGGAUAAAGAUCACCACGGGGUUCAGCCUCGGCGACCUGUUCCCGUCGUCGAGGCUUGCAAGCCUCAUCGGUGGCACGGCGCGUCUGGCGGAGGCGAACCACCGUAAGCAAUCCAAGCUGAUGGACUGCGCCAUCAGGCAGCACGAGAAGCGGAGGGCAGCCAUGGCCGCGGCCGCAGACGGCACCUUGCAGGAGGAGGACCUAGUGGACGUGCUCUUGAGGAUACAUAACCAAGGUGGCCUCGAGGUGCCGCUGACCAUGGGAAUCAUCAGGGCCGUCGUCCUUGACCUUUUCGGGGCCGGCAGCGAGACAUCGGCGAAUACGCUCCAAUGGGCCAUGUCCGAGCUCAUGAGAAACCCAAGGGUGAUGCACAGGGCACAGGCCGAGGUACGUGACAAGCUCCAAGGGCAGCCAACGGUAAACGAAGACGACCUGGUCGACCUCAAGUACAUAAAGCACGUCAUCAAAGAGACCCUAAGGAUGCAUCCAGUGGUACCGUUGCUCCUCCCAAGGGAGUGCCAGGAGUCAUGUAAGGUCAUGGGGGAUCCAAAGUUCUGGGACGAUGCUGCGACGUUCAAACCGGAGCGGUUUGAGGCUGGCACAGUUGAUUUCAAGGGCACGGACUUCGAAUUCACGCCGUUCGGGGCGGGGCGGAGGAUGUGCCCCGGCAUGGCGUUUGCGCAGGCCAGCAUGGAGCUCGUACUCGCUGCCCUCCUGUACCACUUCGACUGGGAGCUCCCCGGCGGGCUGCCGCCGAGCGAGCUAGACAUGACGGAGGAGAUGGGCAUCACCAUCCGGAGGAAGCAUGAUCUUUACCUGCAUCCAGUUGUUCGUGUGCCCCUGCAAGCUGCGCCCUAG
This is a messenger RNA of Phragmites australis (common reed), 1479 nucleotides long. RefSeq names its product desmethyl-deoxy-podophyllotoxin synthase-like. The coding region runs from base 1 to 1479 and encodes 492 amino acids. The record is from RefSeq and is a predicted model, not a curated record. Gene Ontology annotation, molecular function: heme binding; monooxygenase activity; oxidoreductase activity, acting on paired donors, with incorporation or reduction of molecular oxygen. The transcript has 3 exons. Lineage: Eukaryota; Viridiplantae; Streptophyta; Magnoliopsida; Poales; Poaceae.